AUGGCCCGCGGAAACUCCCCCCAGACCCAAGUCUUCUACAAGGGCAGCUCAGGCGACCAAUUCUGCAUCUUCGUUGAGAGCGCAGAGGCGGUGCAGAAGUGGAAGGCUGACAGCACGAUUCCCAUGGUUGAUGUUGUUGCUGGGUGGAAGGUGCUCGUCCCCGAGCACGGCAAGCAGGGUGUGCUCAACACUGCUUCCAAGCAGCAGCUUGAGAAUGAGUUUGGCGAGGGCGCCAAGGAGGACGACAUCUUCAAGAAGAUUCUCCAGGAGGGUGAUAUUCAGUCAAGCGAGAACUCCGAGCGCCUUGGCAUCACCAACGAGUCCCAGGGCGGACGUCAAGCCCACUAA
Alternaria atra is the source of this 348-nucleotide messenger RNA. RefSeq lists its product as uncharacterized. The record is from RefSeq and is a predicted model, not a curated record. Lineage: Eukaryota; Fungi; Ascomycota; Dothideomycetes; Pleosporales; Pleosporaceae. The coding region runs from base 1 to 348 and encodes 115 amino acids. The transcript is spliced from 2 exons.